AUGGAGUUUGCUGCUCAGGAGGACCUGCGGCGCUUCUUGGCAAGCGUCAAGGCAGACUACCAGAUGUACGCUGAGGAGCUGUGGCGCCACAGCGUGACGGUUAUGAAGGAGCUAGCAAACGCCACCGUGGACGACCUGGCAGCCUGUGGCAUUGCGAACAGGAUACACGCAUCCCAUAUCAAGGCGGAGGCAAGCAAGGCAGAAGAAGGACGCGGGAGCGAUGGCGCGCCCCACAAGGGCCCCGGUGGCUCGCCUAAGCAGGGCGCAGCUUCAGUGACGACUGUGGCUCUGGCGGAUGCACAGGUCACUUUGACCUCACGGUUCCCAUGCAUUCAGGAGGCUGGUUCGGAGGCCGUGGCCUCCCGCCUGGAGGACGCGGAGAUGCAGUAUGCGAUGGAAUUCAUCUUGGAGCCAGCUCUGGCAGCCAUGUCGAUGUCGCAGCUGGACACGGAAGCGGGACGCGUGCAUGUGGUUGCACAGAUGCUGCAGGCGGCUAUGGUGCUCUUCCCCUGUGGUGACCGCCUCCAAGUGGAGCACGGCUCAGUAGCGGAGGAUGUCUCCAUUGUCAAGGAGAAAGACAACAAGGAGUACAUGGGCUACGAGAAGCACGUCCGGGCAGGCAGCUUCAGGGGCCGUGUGGAACUGCAGGUGUUGCGGCCCAAGCAGGGGUCAUCUGACAUGCUAUUCACAGGAGCCAUUAAGGUGAAGCUGCCACAUGGCAUCCUGGAGGGCCACAUGGAGCAGGCCAAGAAGGAGGCCUUUGCCAUGUGGUGUCACAAUGCGACGCAGCAGAGCUACGAGCCAGUGUGGGUGGUUCUAACAGACCUGGACCAGGUGCUGCGCGUCACCUAUGAUGGCUACAAUCGCCCAGGCGGAGGGGCGCGCGCAUAUGUCAAGGGGAUGCCAUGUGCGGAUGUGCACGGACAACUCAACGUGGCCGCCCUUUGUGAGCGCGCACAGCAGCACAAGGAGAAGACCCAGGAGCUGCUCAAGCUUGCCAUGGAGCCGGUGCCCAAAACCAAGAAGCCCAGACUGGAGGACAGUUGA
Messenger RNA from Monoraphidium neglectum, 1047 nucleotides. RefSeq lists its product as hypothetical. NCBI's taxonomy places the organism in Eukaryota, Viridiplantae, Chlorophyta, Chlorophyceae, Sphaeropleales, Selenastraceae. The record is from RefSeq and is a predicted model, not a curated record. The transcript has 6 exons. Gene Ontology annotation, molecular function: protein binding. Bases 1 to 1047 code for a protein of 348 amino acids.